Molecule: messenger RNA, 1186 nt
Organism: Caenorhabditis sp. 36 PRJEB53466
Lineage: Eukaryota; Metazoa; Nematoda; Chromadorea; Rhabditida; Rhabditidae
Source: the annotation of a GenBank genome assembly
AUGCCACAGAACUCUGAAUCCAAACAUUUUUCUAUUUUUCUGCAGUCUCGAAAUUUUUUCUACUCAAUCUGCCCACUGAUAAAACGCCGCAGUAUCAUUCCACCCUGUUCUCUCGUCUCUUCCGUGUGGCGUGAUGUGUACCCCUCUCGUUUUCUCACUCUUCCGACACGAAUAUCGUGAGAAUAUUGGGCGCUACAACGAAGUAGAACUCGCACGGAACGGAACUGUUACAAUUUGGAACUCGCAGUUAUAUUUUAACGUUGCGAGUUCCAAAUCGUAACAGUUCCAUUCCGUGCGAGUUCUACUUCGUUGUAGCGCCCAAUAUUGACGUUUUUGCAGGGAAGAAAUGAGUGUUAAACUCUACCUCGUCACCUACAACGUUCUUCAAAUCUUGGGGUACGUUUCAAAAAGUUCUGCUUUAAUUGUGACCCACAAAAGUUUUCAGAUGGUCCGCUGUGCUCGUCAAGACUGUCCUCGGUCUUGUCAACGGCCUCACGUGGCCUCAGCUUUACGAGUCGGUCGAGUUUGAGCUCAAGAUCUUCCAAACUGCCGCCAUUCUCGAGGUAUUGAAGAAUAUUCGGGUCUUCUCUCAUUUUUCGAUCUUCAGGUUAUCCACGCCGUUGUCGGUCUCGUCCGUUCUCCAGUCGGCACCACCGCUAUGCAGGUUACUUCCCGGGUCGUUCUCGUCUGGCCAAUCCUCCAUUUGUGCUCUACUGUGAGUUUCUUACUUGCAUUAAAUUGCAUUAAUAGUUUUUUAAGGCCCGGUACAGCAUCGGAGUCCCACUUCUUCUCGUUGCGUGGUCCGUGACCGAGGUCAUCCGGUACUCGUUCUAUGCCCUAAGCGUGCUCAAGCAGCCGAUCCCGUACUUCCUUCUAUACCUUAGGUACAUUUGCACUAUUUUCCAUGACUUAUUCCUGUGUUGUUUCCAGAUACACUCUUUUCUACGUACUCUACCCAAUGGGAGUCUCCGGAGAACUGUUGACGCUAUUCGCUUCCUUGAAGGAGGUCGAUGAAAAGAAGAUCCUGACGCUCGAGAUGCCAAACCGUCUCAACAUGGGAAUCUCGUUCUGGUGGGUGCUCAUCAUUGCCGCGCUCACCUACAUCCCCGGAUUCCCACAACUCUACUUCUACAUGAUCGGCCAGAGAAAGAAGGUUCUCGGCGGUGGAAACAAAAAGAAGGAGUAA